GUAAAGCUUGAACGUAUUGGGUGGAAGAAUUCCAGUUGUAUUGUCGAGUUCUUUUGUUGGGGCAUCAUCAGUCUUUUACCUUUCUUGGCCAUUUCAGUUGUAGGAAAGUAUAUGAGUUGAUGAGGGCAACAACAAAACCGGGAAAGUACACCAACUGAAAACAUGUUAAAUGUUUUAGCCCAGGCAAAGGAUAUUACUAAGAGUUACUAAGGCAAUUAAUCUGUCAAAUUAGAAACAACCGAAACUAAACUAACGCAGGAGGGCUAAAUCUUGAUUACCCACAAUGAGAUUGACAGUGGAGAAAUAGUAGGAGUGGUCAUAAGGUUAUUAGGAGUUCAGGACCCUUCCCUUCUCUGGAAGGUUCAAUAGGCAAUAGCCGCCUAUGUUAUGCACUUAUGAUGGAGUGUGUUUCAUGGUGGAUUGAUGAGCAGUUGUUUAUGAAUAUGUUAGCUAUGUUUUGAUUCAAAACUCUAAAUUACAUCACGGUAACUGGUAAAUUAAGGUCAAAGACUACCACAACACCAACAAAUAUAAACCAGUGAAGCCAGAUUUGAGAAAUUUCACCAUAUGCAAUAGCUAAUAAUGAAUUUAGAAAGGGGAAAUAAUGUCAAUGAAGAGGUAAACAAACUAACAAACAAUUCAAACAAAAGAGUCGCUUUCUACUCAACCCCACCAAAACAAUCAACACAGAAUCGUCGAGGAUCAUUAAUUCACUAUAUAGGACUGUGUUUAAUCAAUAAGUCUGCAACUUGUAAACAAUGGAAGCAGAGAGUGAUCCGAAGCAAACAUGCAAAACAUGGGUUGGACAAACUCGUAAGAAUGGGGCUUCAAGAAUGAUCGUUGAGGCGAUAUUGAGGGCUUACCAAGAGACUAUUUGCUUCUCAGUCCACAGUCGCCGACAGUUUUUCCAUGUCGUUGCCUUUCCCGAUCAAUAACAGAAGUGAGGAAGUAGAGAAUGAUCCAAAAAAUGUUAAUCAGAAAGCAAAUAUGCAAGACAAAGGCUGAGAAAACUCGUAAGAAUGGGGCUUCGAAAUUACUGUAAAGAUGUUGAGGCCUUAGUAUUUUUUUUCCUUCUCGCCCGCACCGCGUUGCUGCCUUUCCCGAUCAAUGAUUUAGUAGAAAGCUAGCACCCAUGAGCAUUUGGGGUCGUAGAAGCAAGAGAAUAGUGAUGAGUAUAGCGAGGAAAUCAAGCAAAAUGAAUCAAUAGAGUGGGCAACCGAGUCAUCGAGAACGACGAUAGGGUGUUGCGGAAGAGCGCGAGAUAGGGCAAGUGCGAGGCAGUUACAGUUUCAUAUUCUGGCGCUGGUGGAAGGAAAGCGGCGAAAUUGUAAAGGGAAGGAAAUGAAGGUUUUAUGUGCGAAAGGGAGACUGACGUGGAUAGCUUCAAUGUGCAGGGAGGAGUACGUGGCAGUGGCCCAAAUUUAAAAGCCCUUUAAUAAUUAGAUAGAAGAUUAGUUCGAAAAGUUAAAAACACAUUCAAUAAUUUCACCGCAGCAAAAGCAGAGUGAGCGCCGGUCGCCGAUACUCCAGCAAAGUUCGAAUCGUAUCAAAUGGCGAUCAUCGGCGAAGGCGAUCACUGCCAACCUCUUCUCCCACCUUCAGCCGGACAAGUUAUAGUCGGCGAAAUCACUACGUCUCCUCCACAGGAGAUGCCGACGCCGCCACCAAAAAAUCAACGCCUCGUCUCUCUUGACGUCUUUCGCGGUCUAACUGUUGGCCUGAUGAUUCUUGUGGAUGACGCCGGAGGAGUGUUCCCGUCGAUCAAUCAUUCCUCGUGGUUCGAAGUAACGCUGCCCGAUUUCGUGAUGUCGUUUUUCCUCUUCGGCGUCGGUGUUUUCGUUAGUCUUGUGUUCAAGAAAGUUCCGAACAGAGUAGAUGCAACGAAAAAGGUCCGUCUGAGAACGAUCAAGUUGUUUGUCCUAGGGGUGUUGUUGCAAGGUGGAUACUUCCAUGGUCGUCAUGAUCUUACUUACGGAGUCAAUGUGAGGAAGAUUCGUUGGCUUGGGAUGCUACAGGUAACGAUCCUUAAUUGGUUAAUAGUUAGGCUGAAGAUCUCUUUGACUUCAGUCAUAGCCUCGUAUCUUAAGAAUUAGAUUGUGUAUGUCCUUGUUGUGUCAUUUGUAUGUUGUUUUGUCUCUUCUUUCUUUAAUAAAAUGCUUCCUCAUUAUCACAAAAAAUAGUUGGGUAAGAUCUUUACAGAGCUUCUUUGUUCAAGUUUACUUGAGUCAUAACACAUUUUAAAUGUGGUAGAGACAAGUCACUUCAUAUUUAGCUAACUUUUUGCAUGUAAGGUUCUUAUAUUUCAUAUGCAAGCGACACUGUCUUGGCCAUUUGCUGAGAAUAUCGCUUGGUUAUCUGUUCGCUUCGAUGUUAGAGAUUUGGCUUGUGGAUAAUAGUGCAGUUGAGUCAAUGAUGGCAUUUGUGAAGAAAUAUCGUUUUUAGUGGUUAGUUCUAUACUUUAGUGGUUUGAUUUUAUCCUAAUAACUACUUGAAAAAGUAACUCCAGAGAGGGAGAGGGAGGACAUGAAAUAGAAAAGGGCAAGCUUGCUUGGUUUUGGAAUACUUGUAUGUUAUUUUGUGUACCUUUAUAUGCAUAUCACAAAGUGAUCUGAAUGAAACCUGUUCGUACUAGAACUAUGAUAUUUUGCUUUUAUAUUAGAGACCAAUCUGUGUUUAUAGGCUCAACUUUGAAUCAAGAAACAAAAGCCAC
Linum trigynum is the source of this 2710-nucleotide messenger RNA. The record is from the annotation of a GenBank genome assembly. NCBI's taxonomy places the organism in Eukaryota, Viridiplantae, Streptophyta, Magnoliopsida, Malpighiales, Linaceae.